Molecule: messenger RNA, 6010 nt
Organism: Lacerta agilis (Sand lizard)
Lineage: Eukaryota; Metazoa; Chordata; Lepidosauria; Squamata; Lacertidae
Product: cullin-9-like
Exons: 30
Coding region: 57-5945 (1962 amino acids)
Biological process (GO): ubiquitin-dependent protein catabolic process
Molecular function (GO): ubiquitin protein ligase binding
Source: RefSeq, a predicted model, not a curated record
CGUCAGUGGGAAGGCGGGACACGAGCAGGAAAGGCGGAAGAGGUGCUUACCCUGUCAUGGUGAUUGAGAGGCAAAAUGGGAAUGUGUUAGUGCAUCUCGGACCCAAGAUUCAGACCUAUCCUGAGGAGUUAAUCCGGCAGCGCUGUGGUCACAAUGGGCGCGUUGAAUACCUGAUUCGCUGGAACUGUCUCAGCCUGGGAAAUGGUACAGGAAGUAGGCCUGGCACCUGUUCAGCAGAGAGCAGCAUGGAGAAUUUCCUGAUGUGGAUGUCGGCAGAUGAUGCCUAUGCCAACUGCCCAACGCUGCUAGGCAAGAGGACACCCAAGGAAGAGAGUUCACGCAGAAUAUUCCCUCCUGAUGUCAUGUUGGAUGAAGCAUCUCUUUCGGAGAUGAAGGCCGAUGUCAGGAACUUAGUGCAGCGGGCUGCUUGGCAAAUGGCCAGCACCACAGUCCCUCAGUCCUCUAUCCUGAACACCAUUCAAGUGCUCAGUGCUUAUGCCAGUAUUGGCUCGUUAAUGGGGGUCUUCAAGGAAACGGGUGCCCUCAGUCUGCUGAUGAAGAUGUUGUGUAACGAGGAGGAGCAGAUCCGUCGCAGCGCAGGCAAGAUCCUGAGGGCUCUGGCUUCACAUGAUGCAGGAAGCCGAGCCUAUGUCCUCUUGUCCCUGAGCCGGCAGGAUGGCAUUGAGCAACACAUGGACUUUGACAGCCGCUACACCCUCCUUGAGCUGUUUGCAGAAACAACAUCCUCAGAAGAGCACUGCAUGUCCUUUGAAGGGAUCCCCCUUCCACAGAUUCCAGGGAAGCUGCUGUUUUCUCUGGUGAAGCGCUACCUAUGUGCCACCUCCCUCGUGGACAAACGCCAUAGCGGAACAGACCCAGGAGGGGAGCAUGCAACCUCUGAGCCCUUCAGUGCGUGCUCCGGGGACAGCAAAAGGCUGCAGCGUGAGUUUGACUUCAGCAUGGCCAUGGCCAGCCUUCUUUCAGAGCUGGUGCAGGCCAUGGGCUGGGAUCGCGGUUGGCAGCUCCAGACUCUUUCCAGGAAGCCGCCUUGGGCAGUCCAGUCUAUCUUCCAGUCCCAGGCUCCCAGUGGCGCCACCGUCCCGCCAGCCGCUCGGCUCCCCCAGAAGGAGACCGGCACUUUCAAACUGCGCUCUGCCUUCCCCAGUCGCAACAGCUAUGUGGAGUAUGUGCAGGAGAAGCUGGUGCGGGGCAUGCGCGUUCGCAUGUUGGAAGACUACGAGAAAGUAUGUGCGGGAGACGAAGGCGAGUUCCUCCAGAGCAAUGACGGCACGCCACCGAUCCAGGUUUACUGGGAGUCUCUGGGCCGCACGUACUGGGUGCAUUGGCACAUGGUUGAGAUCAUUGGUUGCUCGGGGCAUGCAGAUGAGAAAGCCCAAGAAAAGUUAACCAGCCUUACAGCUUCUCUGAGACGGGACACAGCUAACCAGGCAACGUACCGUAAACCGCUUGGGGGCCUGUACUCGGCGCCAUACCUGACGGAUCAUAGGAAGGAGAAAUCUGAGACUCUGAGCCGGGCUGAAUGGUGGGAGCUCCUCUUCUUCGUUAAGAAGCUAGAACAGCAGGAGCAGCAGGAAGUGGUCCAGCUCAUCCAGCAGAAUGAGAAGCUGCCAGAGCUAGACGAAGAAGGCCUGAUCCCGCUGUCUGUGUCCGUAGAGCUAGCUCAGAAAGUGCUGCAGUUCCUGAGCAGGCGCUGCCAGGGCAACGCCCAAAGUGACCUGCGCAGCUCCCACGUCUAUCUCAAGUAUUCCUCCAGCGAAGGAGGGACAGAGCAGGAUGGCCAAAAGGUGGACAUGGCCCCUGCGAAGUGUGGUGGCCUUUCCAAAGCCACGGCGUCCAAAAAGACAGAGGAGGACUCGCUGUCUGCCGAAGCGCCUUCUCCAGCUCCAUCCUCGGAAGAGAAAACAGACACCCAGCUGGUUCAUGAGCUCCUCAGAGUGGAAGGACUUUCUUACCCAGACACGCUGGAUGAGAAAGCCAAAGCUUUCUGCAGUGUGAAGCUGGUCGGGAAGAAGAGCACCAUCGAGCAGCUCUCCGAUGCCUUGGAGAUGAUCCAGAAGCCCAGCUGUGAUGCCGAGCAGCAGAUGGCUGGUCUCAGAUUCGUCAUAGGCAUCUUGGAGGAAGACCUUGAGCGAGAGAGGCAAGAGAAGCAUGUCGCCAGGAUGGAGUGUGAGCUCUCCAGAAGGGAGAAAACGGGGAGGCUGCUGGUGGAGCUGCUAAGUCACCGAGUGGAGGAGAAGCUGGUGGUGGUGUUGGCACUACAGAUGCUGCGCAGGUUCAUGGCCAAGUAUGACUGGCGGGUCCUCUUCGCCCUCGGAGGGGGGUUGCGCUCCGUGCUACAAUGCAUGCAGAAGCACUCCGCGUCUGCAUCGGUGCAGCAGGCCGGCUUAGCGGCGUUGAAGAUACUGUUGGGAGCUGGGAACUGUGAGCUACCAGGAGGCUGUGAGAAGCACUACCCUCUGAAACCCUCAGAUGCCCAGGCAAUGCAAGAGAUCUUCGCCGGCGUCGGUCCGGCUUCCAGCAAGGUCCCUGGCAAUUUGCUCUGCGCCGUCCCUGCUGCGAUCGAGAAGAUGCUGAGCACGCCUGGGUCCUCGGCAGCAGUUCGGAAUGGGCUUCUGGUGCUCAACCGAUUGAUCGACUACCACAAGGGCCUGGUGGAGCAGCUGGAAAAAUGUGACCUCCACGCAGUCCUGCGGAGCUGCUGCCAAGCCAGCCAGAGCUCCAACAAGAGGCUGGCUCGGAUAGUGCUCAGCCGCUUGGCUGGACAUAAGCUGCCCUUGAGCCAGGAGAACGCAGUCUCUGCAGCCUCCUUUGGCCUGAAGGACAUCGAUGUUCCCAAACUGCUGAGCAGUCUGCACACCAGCAGUGUUUGCAAGGAGAUGGUGAUGGCUCUGGAGGGCUGCAUUUGUGGUCAGGGUGCCUUCCCCGUGGGAAACAGCUGUGAGUUUCUGGCAGACGUACUUCUGCUCAAAGACUUGGUGCCACUGGGAUCUGAGAAGCACGUGCUGCUCGGAACGUUAAGGCUUUUGAACAAGUUUCUGGGCAGUUCCUGGGAAGACUCGGUGCCCUGGCAUAAGUGCAUUGAGUCUUGCUUGUCUUCCAUGAGUGCCCACCUAAAUGAUCAAGAGGUUGUCCAGGAGUCCAUUGAUUUCCUCCAUCACUUGGCAACCCUGGACAGAGACUGUGCCGUUUCCAUGUGCUGCCUGCGUACCGAGGAAGCCUUGGCCAAAGUCGUGGAGAAGCAUGGCUCCGGUCUCCCACGGGUGACGGAACUGGGGGACCUCGUGAGCAAGUGCGAGAAGUAUGCCGGCCUGUAUAAGAAGAUGACCGCCAGCAUCCUGGCUGGCUGCAUCCAGGUGGUUCUGGGUCAAGUAGAAGAACACAGGCAGACUCACCAGCCUAUCAACAUCCCAUUCUUUGACGUGUUCUUGCACAGUCUUUGCCAAGGCUGCAGCACGGAGGUCAAGGACAGCAAGUGUUGGGAGAGGGUGGAAGUCUCCUCCAACCCUCAGCAAGCCAGCAAGCUGACAGACGGGAACCCCAAAACCUACUGGGAGUCUAAUGGCAACAGCACCUCCCACCAUAUCAAUAUCUAUAUGCAUCGUGGGGUCGUAAUCCGGCAGAUGUCUCUGUUGGUGACCAGCGAGGAUUCCAGCUACAUGCCAGCGCGUAUUAUGGUCUUGGGAGGGGAGAGCGCAGCCAGCGUCAGCGUCAAGCUCAAUACGGUGACUGUCCCGCCAUCGGCCAGCAGAGUGAUCCUCCUGGAGAACAUGAACUGCUUCUGGCCCAUCAUACAGAUCAAGAUCAAGCGCUGUCAGCAGGGGGGCAUUGACACUCGCGUGCGGGGCAUCGAGGUGCUGGGUCCCAAGCCCACCUUCUGGCCCAUCUUCAAGGAGCAGCUGUGCCGGCGCACGUACCUCUUCUACACCACCAAGGCGCACACCUGGUGCCAGGAAAUCUCAGAAGACCGGAUGCAGCUGCUGCAGCUCUUCAGCAGGUUGAACAGUGCCUUGCGCCACGAGCAGGUCUUUGCCGACCGCUUCCUUCCCGACGACGAAGCUGCCCAGGCCCUGGGCAAGACCUGCUGGGAGGCUCUGAUCAGCCCUUUGGUGCAGAGCAUCACCACUCCAGAUCCCAGCGGCAUCAGCCCCCUUUCCUGGCUCCUGAGCCAAUACCUGGAGAACCUGGAGGCGUCCCGGAGCGCCAAAAGCCGGGCGGCCAUCUUCAACUCUCGCGUCCGGCGCCUGAGCCACCUGCUGGUGCACGUGGACUCCAGCAGCCCUGAACCCGAAGAGCUCAAGCCCCCCGUGAAAUCCAACGGGAAGAACGGGAAGAACAAAGAGUCGAGCUCUGGGACUGUCAAGGCAGCUGUGAAGAAGCCCAGCAGCACCACUGGCAUCACCCAGUGCUGGAAAGGGGUGGUCCAGCAGCAGGUGAAGCUGUUCCUGGAGUCCUCCUGGCAGGCCUCUGACUUUGUGGAGCGCUACUGCAACACCUACCUGCGUCUCCGCACCGCCAUGGAGGAGCUCUUUGGGCAGCAGAUGUCCUUCAUGCUGGCCCUGUGCCACGGCUUCUCAGGGGGUCUGCUGCAGCUCUCCUUCCUGACAGCCAUGCAUGUGAGUGAGCAGUUUGCCCGCUACAUCGACCGGUGGAUCCAGGAGAGCUGGGCGGACUCUGGCAACGUGGAGACUUUGCGGCGCCUGCAGCAGAGCCUGGAGCCCGUCCUCUUCCUGGCAGGCCUGGAGUUGGCCAACACCUUUGAGCACUUCUACCGGUACUACCUGGGAGACCGGCUCCUGUCGCAGGGCAAGACGUGGCUGGAGUGUGCCGUGGUGGAGCACAUUGGGCUCUGCUUCCCCAACCGUUUCCCCCAGCAGAUGCUGAAGAACCUGAGUGAGCUGGAGGAGCAGCAGCAGCAGUUCCACCUCUUCCAGCUGGAGCAGCUGGACAAGCACCUGCUGGAACUCGACCAGGAUGGGAACUGGGAGGCGGAGGAGGAGAUGGCGGAAGGAGAGAUGGUGGAGGCGCAGCAGCUGUUCUCUCGGGAGGAAGAGGCCGAGGUGAAGGUGCUGGCGUUGUCUCCACGCUGUUGGACCAUCUCCUCAUUCUGCUACCUGGAGGAUCCUGCCAGGUUCUUCCCAGAAUCCCUCAGUCAGCACCUGAGCAAGUUUGCUGACUUCUACACCCAGAGUCAGAGCUGCUUUGGGCUGGAGCACACCAAGCCGCGGCGUUUGCAGUGGACGUGGCUGGGCCACGCGGAGCUUGAGUACCAGGGCUGCCUCCUGCACGUCUCCACCCUGCAGAUGUACAUCCUCCUCUGCUUCAACACUGCCAAGGAGGUUUCUGUGGAAAGGCUCUUUCAAGCCACAGGUCUCUUACCUGAGCUCCUCAACUGUGCGCUGGAACCUCUGACAACCAAUGGGAUCUUGACCCAGAGCCAGGGUAUUUUGAGGCUGAGUGAGGGGACACUGGCCCAAGUGCCCAGCCAUCGCCUGUGGCUGUUGCCCAAGCAGACCUACUUCAAUGCAGAAGAGAACAAGGGCAAGGCUCUGGAGAGGAAGAGGAACGCCAUUUGCUGCCUCCUUCUCGAGAUCCUGAAAAAGGAGAGAGAGCUACACAUCGACAGCCUGGUGUUCAGGGUGAUAGAUGCCUGCCAGAAACCGAAGCCGGGCUCAGUCCCAGAGUUCUCCAGGUUCUGCAGCAGCAGCAGCGCUGACGUCCUGUCCUGCGUGCUCCACCUGCUAAACCAGGGCUCCAUCCAGCGCCGGGAAGACCACCCACAUCUCUUGCAGUGCGUCUCCACGGAGCCCCCCGCCCUGCCGGCACCAAGGAACCAGCCUCAAGUAGCGUUCCAGACCGUUGAGAUAAAAAAAGCACCCACUGCACCCUGCCCAGAAAAGAGACAGGCGUUCUCUACAUUUAGGUAGAACUGGCUGCUGGCGUGCCGACACAGCUGCUGCCCAGAAUGCUGCCUUCGCGCGUGGGGAUCGAG